Messenger RNA from Pocillopora verrucosa, 2332 nucleotides. RefSeq names its product ATP-binding cassette sub-family F member 3-like. Gene Ontology annotation, molecular function: ATP binding; ATP hydrolysis activity. The record is from RefSeq and is a predicted model, not a curated record. Lineage: Eukaryota; Metazoa; Cnidaria; Anthozoa; Scleractinia; Pocilloporidae.
AGCUGAUGGUGAAACAACAUGGCGAACGGAAUUGCUACCUGCCGGCGAAUUCUUACAGACAAAUUUCCGGCAAUCGACGACGAACUUUUUAAAUAUGUGACAGAUAUUCUCGAAAGUGGAGUGGAUGAUUUUGAGAGUGGCGAGGAUAUUUAUGAUGCCGUUGGAAGUAUAUUGGCUGAGGUGGCUGGCGAUGAAGGAGAAGAUGAAAUAAUUGACUUGUGUAAUCAGCUGUUAAGCACAUUGAAAGGUGAUGGUUGCAGUGGUACUGACACAGAUCAAAAUGCCCACAAGUUACUCCAUGCUCCUGUUAAUCUGCAAGAAAUGGCAAAAAAAUUGGAAACACAGAGAGAUGAUGAUGCAUCAAGUAUUUGGAUUGUUAAAAGGGAAAACAACACAGUUGUGGAUCAGAAGAAACUGCAAAAGGCUGAAGCAAAGUUAAAAGCAAAACAGGAGAAACGUGCACAAGAAGAUGAACCUAUCAAUGAAAUUAGAGGAAGACAAAUAGACAAUGCAUCAGCUAGCCAGAGUUCAAACAAAAGGGAAAACAAAUUAGAAGCCAGUGGUAGUAAUAAAAGUCGUGAUAUCAGAAUAGAGAACUUUGAUCUUUCCUAUGCUGAAAGGGUGUUACUGAAAGAGGCAGAUUUGUCCCUAAUUUUUGGCAGGAGAUAUGGUUUGGUGGGUAGGAAUGGAAUUGGAAAAACAACGCUGAUUACAAUGCUCUCUAGGCGUGAGUUGUUUGUUCCCUCUCACAUUUCUAUUUUGUGUGUACAACAAGAGGUAAAAGGUGAUGAAACACAAGUUCUACAGAGUGUUUUGGAGUGUGAUACAGAAAGAGAAAACCUGUUACAGGAAGAGAGGAAACUUCUUGCACUGUCAGGUCCUAAGUCUGACACAUCUGACAGCACUAGUAGCAGAUUAGCACAGGUUUAUGCAAGGAUGCAGGAAAUAGAGGCAGACAAGGCUCCUGCAAGAGCUUCAUCAAUACUGGCUGGACUGGGUUUUUCAACAAAAAUGCAGAAUCAGCAAACGAAAGAACUGUCAGGUGGUUGGAGAAUGAGGCUUGCUCUUGCCAGAACACUAUUUAGUAGGCCAGAUCUGUUACUCCUUGACGAACCUACGAAUAUGUUGGAUUUAAAGGCCGUUUUAUGGCUGGAAAAAUACCUUCUGAACUGGCCAUGCACUCUCCUCGUGGUAUCCCAUGACCGUACUUUCCUUGACGCUGUCGUUACCGACAUAAUUCACAUGCACUCCCAGAGACUGGAGUCGUACAGAGGAAACUAUGAGAAUUUUGUCAAAACCAUGACUGAAAAACUAACCAAUCAGCAGCGAGAGUACGAAGCACAGCAAAUGCACAGACAACAUCUUCAGGCCUUUGUUGACAGAUGGAGAUAUAACGCUAAAAGAGCAUCUCUCGCACAGAGCAGACUGAAGGCUCUGGAGAAGCUACCUGAUCUGCAACCAGUUGUAGUCGACCCACCCGUGGUACUCAAAUUUCCCGAGUGUGAAAAACUCUCCCCUCCGCUACUGCAACUGGAUGAGGUGACUUUCUAUUACGAAAAAGGAAAAGUGGUUCUCAAUAAAGUGAGCCUUUCUGCAAAUCAAGAGUCGAGAAUAGCUUUGGUCGGUGAAAAUGGCCAAGGGAAAACGACGUUUUUGAAAUUACUACGAGGAGACCUGGAGCCAGUGUCUGGACUCAAAUUUGCUCACAGGAAUUUAAAGAUUGGUUAUUUCAGUCAACAUCACGUUGAUCAGCUUGGUUCAGAACUUACUCCACUGGCUUUGCUUGCCUCUAAAUUUCCAGGUCAGCAUGAGGAAGAGUACCGCCGUCAGCUGGGUCGAUAUGGAGUCAUUGGUGACUUGGCUAUCAGACCUGUGAGGAGUUUAUCAGGUGGUCAGAAGAGCAGGGUAGUCAUGGCUCUUAUGAGUAUGAUAAGACCACACUUUCUCAUUCUGGACGAACCCACAAAUCACUUAGAUGUGGAGACUAUAGAGGCUCUUGGAGUUGCUCUGAACAAUUAUAAGGGCGGGGUAAUAAUGGUUACCCAUGACGAGAGACUUGUUAGAAAUGUAUGUAAAGAAGUCUGGUUAUGCUCCAAUGGCUCUAUCAUCAGACAAGAUGGUGGAUUCGACCAGUACAGAAAACUUCUUGAAGAUCAAAUUCGAGAUUUAUGACCAAAUGAUUAGGAAUGAAAAUGAUCAACAAUUAAGAAAGACACUAUCCAUAUUCUGCUAAAUAACUACUAAGUAAUAUUAAUAACAGUGCUCUGGUGAUUAUUAAUCUGGCUUAGCUUCACCUUACCACACGCUCAACGUUUAAGCCCAAAUUCUAAAA